AUGUCUUUUGAAUCCAACAACCUUCACUUUAUCUUGGUUCCUCUCUUUGCUCAAGGCCACAUGAUCCCAAUGAUAGACAUGGCAAGAAUCCUAGCAGAACAAAAUGUGACAGUCACUUUACUCACAACACCUCAAAACACUUCAAGAUUUCACAAAACAAUCCAUACAUCAACAAAAUCAGGCCUUCCAAUCCACCUCCUUGAACUCCCAUUUCCAUCUCAAGAAGCUCAACUUCCAUUCUCCUGCGAAAAUCUCGACACUCUACCAUCAAGAAACCUUCUCAGAAACUUCUACAAUGCACUUCACAUGCUUCAAGAGCCUCUAGAAAACUACAUCACAAACCAUUCUUUCCCACCAAGUUGCAUUAUAUCAGACAAAUGCAUCUCUUGGACAUCCUCAACAGCGAAAAAGUUCAACGUUCCGAGACUUGUUUUCCACGGCAUGUCUUGUUUCUCAUUACUCACCUCUCAUAAUAUCAAACUGCACAAUGCUCAUCAUUCUGUCGAUUCCGACACCGACCCUUUCGUGAUCCCUGGAGUAAUGCCUCAGAGGAUUGAGAUAACAAGAGCUCAACUUCCAGGAACAUUUGUUUCUCUUCCUGAUCUUGAUGACUAUAGAGACAAAAUGCAUGAAGCUGAAAUGUCUUCACAUGGAGUUGUUGUAAAUAGUUUUGAGGAGUUAGAACAUGGUUGUGCUCAAGAGUAUGAGAAAGUCAUGAACAAAAGAGUUUGGUGCAUAGGUCCAGUUUCUUUAUGCAAUAAAGAGAGUUUAGAUAAGUUUGAGAGAGGAAACAAAUCUUGUAUUGAAGAGAAACAAUGCUUGGAAUGGCUUAACCUAAUGGAAACAAGGUCAGUUAUUUAUGUAUGUCUUGGUAGUUUAUGUAGACUUGUUACAUCACAAUUGAUAGAGAUUGGUUUAGGUUUAGAAUCAUCAAAUAGACCAUUUAUUUGGGUGGUGAAAACCAAUGGUGAGAAUUAUUUAGAGCUAGAAAAUUGGUUAAAAAGUGAAAAUUUUGAGGAAAGGGUUAGAGGAAAAGGACUUUUGAUUAAAGGAUGGGCACCACAAAUUUUGAUACUUUCUCAUCCUUCCAUUGGAGGAUUCUUAACACAUUGUGGAUGGAAUUCAACUAUAGAAAGUGUGUGUUUUGGGGUGCCAAUGAUAACAUGGCCUUUAUUUGCUGAACAGUUUGUGAAUGAGAAGUUUAUUGUUGAAGUGCUAAAGAUUGGAGUUGGGAUUGGUGUUGAGGUUCCAGUGAGGUUUGGUGAUGAAAAGAAAGCUGGAGUGUUGGUGAAGAAAAGUAGAGUUGUUGAAGUUAUAGAGAUGUGUAUGGAAGGAGGUGUAGAAGGAGAAAAGAGGAGGUGUAGAGCAAAAGAAUUUGGAAAUAUGGCUACAAAGGCUUUAGAUGUGGAUGAAGGUUCUUCUCACUUCAAUAUUUCAUGUUUAAUUCAAGAUAUUAUAGAUUAUCAUUCUAAUAAAAACUAUUAG
Molecule: messenger RNA, 1485 nt
Organism: Lathyrus sativus (Indian pea)
Lineage: Eukaryota; Viridiplantae; Streptophyta; Magnoliopsida; Fabales; Fabaceae
Source: the annotation of a GenBank genome assembly